Pecten maximus is the source of this 1952-nucleotide messenger RNA. Its product is annotated as dol-P-Man:Man(5)GlcNAc(2)-PP-Dol alpha-1,3-mannosyltransferase-like. NCBI's taxonomy places the organism in Eukaryota, Metazoa, Mollusca, Bivalvia, Pectinida, Pectinidae. Gene Ontology annotation, molecular function: dol-P-Man:Man(5)GlcNAc(2)-PP-Dol alpha-1,3-mannosyltransferase activity. Gene Ontology annotation, cellular component: endoplasmic reticulum. The coding region runs from base 2 to 1267 and encodes 421 amino acids. The record is from RefSeq and is a predicted model, not a curated record. The transcript is spliced from 9 exons.
AAUGGCAGCUCCCAGAGGAACGACGUGGAAAAGAUUCAGAGAAAUAUUUUCUCUGCAAUAUUGGACAAAAUUCGUUUUCGACCCAGGUCAUUCGUUUCUUGCGAUGAUUUGCUUACUAGCUGCUGAAGUUGUUAUCAAUUUAUUGGUGAUACAACGCAUUAAAUAUACAGAAAUAGAUUGGGUUGCCUACAUGCAGGAAGUCGGUGGAGUGGUAAAUGGAUCAUAUGACUACACGACACUUAAAGGUGACACAGGACCAUUGGUGUACCCUGCAGGCUUUGUCUAUAUAUUCCUGGGGCUGUACCACAUCACAGAAAGGGGUGUGAACAUUGUAUUGGCUCAGUACAUCUUUGCAGCCUUGUAUGUCCUCUCCCUAAUGGUCAUAUUUGAUAUAUACAGACAAGUGAAACAGAUGCCUCCAUACGUACUUUUCUUUAUGUGCUGUGCUUCAUAUCGUAUCCACUCCAUAUAUAUCCUGAGGUUAUUUAAUGAUCCAGUGGCCAUGUUGUUUCUGUAUUUGGCGGUAGACAUGUUCCUCCGUGACAAGUGGAGUUUAGGAUGUCUUCUAUUCAGUUUUGGUGUUGGAGUGAAGAUGAAUGUCCUGCUGUUUGCUCCAGCUUUACUGAUGCUCUUGGUUGUGAGACAUGGAACAAUCGGUUCUUUCAAAUAUCUGACAAUCUGUGCCUCUUCACAGGUUAUAAUGGGAUUGCCAUUCCUUCUAGUGAAUCCUGUAGGUUACAUAGUGAGAUCAUUCAAUUUAGGACGGCAGUUUUUCUUUAAAUGGACAGUCAACUGGAGAUUUUUAUCAGAAGAGAUGUUCCUCAAUCGCUACUUCCAUCUACUGUUACUAGCCACACACGUGAUAGUUCUCUUAUUCUUCUUCUGGUUUAAAUGGAGAAGAUUAUUUCCUGGGACAUCAUUCCAACUCUGGAUGAAGCCAUCCCAAUCACCUUUGUCGCCAACUCAGAUCGUGCUGCCAUUAUUCACGUCAAACUUUAUCGGAAUGUGCUUUAGCCGGUCUCUGCAUUAUCAGUUCUACGUAUGGUAUUUCCAUACACUUCACUACCUAUUAUGGUCCACGCCCCUACCUGUCAUAGUACGGUUGUUGUUGCUAGGGAUGAUAGAGAUGUCGUGGAAUACCUACCCCUCCACCGACUUCAGUAGUUCGGCCCUUCACGUGUGUCAUUUCGUCGCCCUUAUCGGACUGUGGACCAGUCCGGCAUACACGCCUGUAACGCAAACUGUGAGAGCGGCAAAGUUAGAAUGAUAUCAACUUGGACCUUUCAUUAUCACAAACUUUAUAGAGUAAUUUAUUAUAGACCGUUGUGAUCUAUCACAAACUUUAUAGAGUAAUUUAUUAUAGACCGUUGUGAUCUAUCACAAACUUUAUAGAGUAAUUUAUUAUAGACUGUUGUGAUCUAUCACAAACUUUAUAGAGUAAUUUAUUAUAGACUGUUGUGAUCUUGAGCCAUGGCUACCCUCAUGUACUAUGCUUUAAGGCCAAAUCCGACACCACGAUACUGUAAAACAAUUUAUUUUCGCGUGCGAUUAAUUUUCGCAUAUUUCGCGUGCAAUGAAUACGAAAAUCAAUUGCUGUGAAAUAGUUUCCAUCACAUGCACAGUUUGCCUUUUAUGUUCGUAAAUCACAAAAUUGAUGUCCGUAAAUCACAAAAUUAAAUCUCCGCGAAAAAGUUGUUGGACAUAAUUAAGCGAAAUUAAGUCGCCUCGAAAAUAAGUUGGUUUACAGUAUCAAACUUCCUGAUUUUGUUGGAGGUUACACUACCAUACCGUAAAAGUAACGAUUGGAAACCCUUUUAAGUUCUGACCUUCUGAGCUGCGCAUUAUUAUAUACCCCGGAUAUGUUUUACCACCCAAGGUGUUUAUUAUUGUUACCUUGUUUUGAUCUGUGUUGAUUUUGUAUUGAAAUAAUAAAAAAAACUAGUAAACAUGAA